Messenger RNA from Bacidia gigantensis, 753 nucleotides. RefSeq lists its product as uncharacterized. Gene Ontology annotation, molecular function: deoxyribose-phosphate aldolase activity. The transcript has 2 exons. Gene Ontology annotation, biological process: carbohydrate catabolic process; deoxyribonucleotide catabolic process. NCBI's taxonomy places the organism in Eukaryota, Fungi, Ascomycota, Lecanoromycetes, Lecanorales, Ramalinaceae. Gene Ontology annotation, cellular component: cytoplasm. The coding region runs from base 1 to 753 and encodes 250 amino acids. The record is from RefSeq and is a predicted model, not a curated record.
AUGGUCUCCCAAGUAGACCUUCAAAAGAGGAUUGUUGAAGUAAGAUCACGCCUUCAAUCCAACCCCAAUACUACACCAGGAAAACCGCCCCUCACCCCACCAGCAACCGCAAACCUCAUCGACCACACUCUCGUCAAAACCGACGCGGCCAAAGACCAGAUCGAUCGCCUCUGUGACGAAGCCAAACGCCAUUCCUUCUGCACAGUCUGCGUCCGCCCGCAAUGGGUCAAAUGCGCCAGCACCCAGCUGGCUAUCGCUAAAAUCGGCGUCGCAUGCGCUGGCAAAUUCGUGGAGGUUUUCGAUGACAUUGCCGCUGUUCAGCGAGCCACGCCCGCGUUACUCAAAGUGAUUCUCGAGACUUCGCAAUUGACGGAGGAUGAAAUUGUUGCGGGCUGUGUCGUUGCGGUCUUGGCGGGUGCAGAUUAUGUGAAAACGAGCACGGGGUUUUGUGGUCCCGGGGCGACGGUAGAGGUGGUGAGGUUGAUGAGGAGGGUUGUUGAAGCUGUUGCUCCGGGUGGAGGGGUGGGGGUGAAGGCUAGUGGUGGCGUCAGGACGUUUAAAGAUCUUAUGGGCAUGGUAGAAGCUGGAGCCUCGAGGAUCGGGACUAGUAAUGGGGUGGCUAUCAUGGAAGAGAGUACGGUCGCUGGUGUCGGCGGUGCUGAACCCUUAUCAAAGACAGAAGGUGAGUGUCUUUCUUCUGCAGAGUCGCCAUGCGGGCUUUUGACCUUGAUGGGUUCUAAGAAUGAGUACUGA